CCUUCCCCCCUCCCCAACCCCUUUCACGCACUCAUUCUCCUCUUCCCCCCGCGCACGACGACCCCCAACCCGCCGUCUCCUUUGGGGAGGAAGAACAACGAGAAGAGGAGGGGAAAUUGAUGGCGAGCGGCAGUGGAAGCAAGGUCCUCGACAAGUCGUUGUCGAGGAAGAUGACGAGGCAGCCGUCAAUGGCGGACUUGCCUGAGGAGGAGGGCCCGCCGCCCCAGGACAGCGAGCUCGUUCCCUCCUCCCUGGCCUCCAUCGUCCCCAUUCUCCGUGUCGCGAACGAGAUCGAACGCGACAACCCUCGCGUCGCCUACCUCUGCCGCUUUCAUGCAUUUGAGAACGCCCACAAUUUGGAUCCUACAUCAAGCGGUCGUGGUGUCCGCCAAUUUAAAACAUAUCUCUUACAUAGGCUUGAAAAGGAUGAAAUGGAGACAAAGCGACAGCUCGCUGGAAACGAUCCAGGGGAAAUUCAAAAGUUCUAUCUGCAGUACUAUGAAAAUUUUGUUAAGGAAGGACCUGUCAAAAGAAAACCGGAGGAGAUGGUUAAGCACUAUCAGACAGCAUCGGUAUUAUAUGACGUGCUGCAAACUGUGGUACCCACAGGAAAAGUUGAUGCUGAGAUCGAUAGGUAUGCUAAAGAAGUUGAGAAAAAGAAAGUUCAUUUUGUACCCUAUAACAUUCUUCCUCUUCAUGUUUCUGGGCCUGCUCCGGCAGUUAUGGAACUUCCAGAGAUUAAAGCAGCAAUCAAUGAACUAAGCAACAUACAAAAUCUUCCAAUGCCCAGAGUACAGUCAACGUCUUUGAUGCCUGGAGAUGGGGAUAGAUCCAUUCAUGAUUUGCUUGACUGGCUUGGUCUAGUUUUCGGCUUUCAGAAAGGGAAUGUGGAGAAUCAAAGGGAGCACUUGAUUUUGUUACUGGCGAACAUUGACAUAAGAAAAAGGGAAGAGGAAGAAUACACACUGCUAAAAAGUGAUACAGUGACUGACUUACUGAAUAAAGUUUUCAAGAACUAUCAUUCAUGGUGUGCCUAUUUGCAUCGUAAGUCAAACAUCAAAUUUCCAAAUAAUGCCGAGACAAAACAGUUAGAUCUACUUUACAUUGGCUUAUAUUUUCUUAUAUGGGGAGAAGCUUCAAAUGUUCGGUUCAUGCCUGAGUGUCUUUGCUAUAUCUUCCACCGUAUGGCGGAAGAGCUAGAUAGAAUUAUAUCAGGUCAAGGACAUGUGGUUAGUGGAGGAUAUUUUGACACAGCAUACCACGGCGAGGAAUCAUUUUUGCAAAAAGUUGUGACUCCUAUCUAUCAGGUUAUGCACAAGGAAGUUCAGAGAAGCAAAGCUGGUACUGUUAGCCAUUCAAGAUGGAGAAACUACGAUGAUUUAAAUGAAUAUUUUUGGUCAAAUAAAUGCUUUAAAUUAGAUUGGCCGAUGAAGCUUGAUGCAGACUUUUUGGCCUCUUCAGAGGAUAUACAUCCUAAAACUGAGCACCGUGACCAAGUUGUUCGUGGACGGAGGAAGCCUAAAACAAAUUUUGUUGAAGUCCGUACAUUUUGGCAACUAUUUAGAAGUUUUGAUCGUAUGUGGAUAUUCUUCAUAUUGGCUUUCCAGGCCAUGUUGAUAAUUGCAUGGAGUCCAUCAGGAUCCCUUGCUGCAUUCUUUGACCCAGAUGUUUUUAGAAGUGUUUUGAGUAUCUUCAUAACUGCUGCAUUACUUAAUUUCCUGCAAGCUGCUUUGGAUAUAAUUCUUAGCUGGAAGGCAUGGGGAAACAUGGAAUACACUCAAAUAAUUCGGUACCUAUUAAAAUUUGCAGUAGCAACUGCAUGGAUAAUAAUUCUCCCAAUAGGCUACUCUAGCUCCGUGCAGAAUCCUACUGGACUUACUAAAUUCUUUAGCAAUUGGAUUGGCAAUUGGCGCAAUCAAUCACUGUACAGUGUUGCUGUUGUCAUAUAUAUGAUACCCAAUAUUUUGGCUGCAUUAUUAUUCAUGCUUCCACCAGUUCAGAGAGCCAUGGAGCGCUCCAAUUCGCAUAUAGUCAUUUUUCUUAUGUGGUGGGCACAGCCUAAACUAUAUGUGGGAAGAGGUAUGCAUGAGGACAUGUUCACACUUCUCAAGUACACUCUUUUCUGGAUUUUGUUGCUCAUUAGCAAGCUUGCAUUUAGUUACUAUGUUGAGAUAUACCCAUUAGUGGAACCGACCAAGAUAAUCAUGAAUUUGCGAGUUGGGAACUACGAAUGGCAUGAAUUUUUUCCUAAUUUACAACAUAAUAUUGGGGUCAUCAUAACCAUAUGGGCACCGAUUGUCCUGGUAUAUUUCAUGGAUGCACAAAUAUGGUACGCCAUUUUCUCCACUAUAUUUGGAGGUAUUCAUGGAGCAUUCAGCCACCUGGGUGAGAUACGGACACUGGGGAUGCUAAGGUCCAGAUUUGAGUCGGUGCCAGCAUAUUUUAGUGAACGCCUUGUUCCAGUUUCUGAGGAAUCAAUAAGAAGUGAGCAGGACGAGAAGGAUAGGAGGAACAUAGCAAAAUUCUCUCACGUUUGGAAUGCAUUCAUCUCCUCUUUACGGGAAGAGGACUUGCUUAACAAUUGGGAGUUGUCUCUGUUGCUUGUGCCAUAUUCUUCAGAUGACAUAUCUGUUGUGCAAUGGCCUCCUUUUCUUCUUGCUAGCAGGAUACCAAUUGCACUUGACAUGGCCAAGGAUUUCAAAGGGAAGGAUGAUGCAGAACUAAUAAAGAAGAUCGAGAAUGAUACCUACAUGUAUGCGGCAGUCAUAGAAUGUUACGAGUCAUUAAAAGAUUUACUUUAUAACUUUUUGAUUGAUGAGGGGGAUCAACGAGUUGUUGACAAGAUAUGUCAUAGUGUGGAGACCAGCAUACGGGGACAUAAUUUUUUAAAUAAUUUCCGGAUGAGUGAGCUGCCCCAGCUAAGCAAUAAAUUAGAGAAACUGCUAAACCUUUUGAAAAUUGUUCAUGAAGACAUCGAAGCCAAUAGGACUCAGAUCGUCAAUGUACUGCAGGAUAUAAUGGAGAUCAUUACACAGGACGUGAUGAUUAAGAAACAAGAAGAAAAACUUCCAGGGGAAAUUAGUGAAAAUGAGACUGAUAAAACAAAGCCAAAGUUUGCACAUAUAAAACUAGAACUAAUGGACGACGACUUGUGGAGGCAAAAGGUUCUUAGGCUUCAUUUGCUAUUAACUGUCAAGGAAUCUGCAAUAAAUGUGCCAAUGAAUUUGGAUGCUCGACGUCGCAUUACUUUCUUUGCAAAUUCCUUAUUCAUGAACAUGCCAUAUGCUCCAAAAAUUCGUAAAAUGCUCUCUUUCAGUGUCUUGACUCCAUAUUAUAAAGAAGACGUACUCUAUUCUGAAGAGGAACUCAAUAAAGAGAAUGAGGAUGGUAUAUCAAUUUUGUUUUAUCUUCGGAAGAUAUAUCCAGAUGAAUGGAAGAAUUUCUUGGAGCGCAUAAACUUGCCUUCUCCAAUGAGUGAAGAUUUACUCAAGGAAAAAAUGGAUGGCAUUCGUCACUGGGUAUCAUACAGAGGCCAGACACUUUCCAGGACAGUGAGAGGGAUGAUGUACUAUAGGAAGGCCCUUGUGCUACAGUCCUUCCUAGACAUGGUAGAUGAUGAGGCUAUACUGGGUGGCACCAAAACAAUUACACCACAAAAACCACGCAAGAACUCUCAUGAUCAAGAGGCUAUUGUGGAUAUAAAGUUCACUUAUGUUGUUUCUUGUCAGGUCUAUGGAAUGCAGAAAAAGUCCACGGAUGCUCGAGAUAGAAGUUGCUACCAAAACAUUCUUAACCUCAUGUUAACGUACCCAUCACUACGUGUUGCAUAUAUAGAUGAGAGAGAGGAAACAGUGAAUGGAAAAUUAGAGAAGUGCUAUUAUUCUGUUCUUGUUAAAGGUGGCAAUAAGUUGGAUGAGGAGAUUUACCGCAUCAAACUACCUGGAAAUCCUACGGCUAUUGGUGAAGGAAAACCUGAAAAUCAGAAUCAUGCCAUAAUUUUCACCAGAGGGGAAGCACUUCAAACUAUUGAUAUGAACCAGGAUAAUUACCUUGAAGAAGCUUUCAAAAUGAGAAAUGUUUUGGAGGAGUUGGAUAGUCAAGAUGGUCAGGAAAUACAGCCCGAUCAAGUGAGGCAAAUUCGACCUAGACAAAUUCGACCUAGACAAAGUCGACCUAGGAAAAGUCGACCUACAAUAUUGGGUCUUCGGGAGCAUAUUUUCACUGGAAGUGUUUCUUCUCUUGCGUGGUUCAUGUCCAACCAAGAGACCAGUUUUGUGACAAUUGGGCAACGAAUUUUGGCAAACCCUCUCAAGGUUCGUUUCCAUUAUGGUCAUCCUGAUAUUUUUGAUAGAAUCUUUCACCUCACGAGAGGUGGCAUAAGUAAAGCUUCAAAGAUCAUCAAUCUGAGUGAGGACAUAUUUGCAGGCUUCAAUUCAACUCUACGUGGGGGAAAUGUUACACAUCGUGAAUAUAUGCAAGUGGGUAAGGGACGUGAUGUGGGAAUGAAUCAAAUUUCUCUUUUUGAGGCAAAAGUGGCGAAUGGAAAUGGAGAACAAACAUUGAGUCGUGAUGUUUAUCGUUUGGGCCGAAGAUUUGACUUCUACAGGAUGUUGUCUUUCUACUUCACCACUGUGGGCUUCUACUUUAGUAGCAUGGUUACAGUACUUACUGUGUAUGUCUUCUUAUAUGGGCGCCUGUAUUUAGUCAUGAGCGGUCUGGAAAGGUCGAUUCUGGAGGAUCCAAGUGUUCAGAAUAGCAAGUCGCUUGAAAGUGCACUUGCUUCCCAAUCUGUUUUCCAACUUGGCUUGUUGCUGGUUCUGCCUAUGGUAAUGGAAAUCGGCUUAGAGAAGGGAUUUCGCCGAGCCCUGGGUGAAUUUAUAAUCAUGCAGCUGCAACUGGCCUCUGUUUUCUUUACCUUUCAGCUUGGAACCAAGGCUCACUAUUAUGGGAGAACAAUACUGCAUGGAGGUGCUAAAUAUAGACCAACAGGCCGUGGGUUUGUGGUGUUCCAUGCAAAAUUUGCUGAUAAUUAUCGGAUGUAUUCCCGCAGUCAUUUUGUUAAGGGGUUAGAGCUCAUGAUAUUGUUGGUGGUAUAUGAAGUCUAUGGGCGAUCAUACCGAAGUUCAACUUUAUACUUGUUUGUCACAGUUUCCAUGUGGUUCUUGGUUGCCUCAUGGUUGUUUGCGCCUUUUGUGUUCAAUCCCUCAGGAUUUGAGUGGCAGAAGACGGUCGACGACUGGACAGACUGGAAAAGGUGGAUGGGAAACCGUGGUGGAAUUGGCAUUCCAGUUGAGAGGAGUUGGGAAUCUUGGUGGCAGAGUGAACAAGAACACCUAAAAUACACAAGCAUCCGUGGCCGAGUGCUUGAAAUCAUCCUGGCCCUUCGCUUUUUGAUAUACCAGUAUGGAAUUGUUUACCACCUGAACAUAGCCCAUCACAGCAGGAGUGUGCUGGUAUACGCAUUAUCAUGGCUUGUUAUGUUGACCGUUCUUAUAGUUCUAAAGAUGGUUUCGAUGGGAAGGCAAAGAUUUGGUAUGGAUUUUCAGCUUAUGUUCCGAAUCCUCAAAGGCCUUCUCUUCCUCGGAUUUGUAUCUGUGAUGACCGUCUUAUUUGUGGUCUGUGGCCUCACAAUAUCUGACGUGUUUGCUGGGAUUCUUGGCUUCGUGCCGACUGGCUGGUCUAUUCUUCUGAUAGGGCAAGCAUGCAAAAACCUCGUGAGGAGGAUGGGAUUCUGGGACUCGAUCCAGGAGCUGGCAAGAGCGUAUGAAUAUACAAUGGGAAUCGUACUCUUCAUGCCCAUCGUUGUGUUAUCAUGGUUCCCCUUUGUUUCAGAAUUUCAGACGCGGUUGCUCUUCAAUCAAGCGUUCAGUCGCGGUCUGCAGAUCUCCAGGAUCCUUGCAGGGAGGAAGGAAAGCGAUACCAACCUCAGCUAAGGUUCCAUGGCCUGUUCACAGAAACUUCUCUCUACUUGAGCAUAUGAAUCAUAUUAUUCUCCCAAGUGUAACUGAUAGUCCUUUUUUUUUUUUUGCGCGCGCGCGCGCCUGUGUGUGUGUUUGCUCCUAGGACAUAGAUCACGACAUAACAGCAGCUAUAAAGUGGAACAGCUAAAUGCUUUGUUAAAGCCACCUCUCGUUCAAAGGUGGCAGUCGAGCAUGUAUCCGUUGAAAGCUAGAAUUCAUUCCUCGAUUGAUGGCAUGAAUGAUAAAUAUUAUGUUAUGUUAGCC
Phoenix dactylifera (date palm) is the source of this 6224-nucleotide messenger RNA. The record is from RefSeq and is a predicted model, not a curated record. NCBI's taxonomy places the organism in Eukaryota, Viridiplantae, Streptophyta, Magnoliopsida, Arecales, Arecaceae.